Closterium sp. Naga37s-1 is the source of this 1095-nucleotide messenger RNA. Lineage: Eukaryota; Viridiplantae; Streptophyta; Zygnematophyceae; Desmidiales; Closteriaceae. The record is from the annotation of a GenBank genome assembly.
GUGAGUGGGGACGUGUGGGGUGGUGUGAGCAAUGGCACGGCGAGGGGGUUUGACCUCUUCAAACAGUCGCUCGCGGCGUCCAUGCUCGCGAUGGCACCAGACGGGCGCGGCCUCAUGGACGCUGUGGGCAGGCGCUGGGUGAGUGACCUCUCACAGAUCGCUCCCAAUGGCCUGGACCAACCCAUGGGGGUUGCAACCCGAUUUGCAGUGGCGCCCCCAAAGUCUCUUCACACUGCCUUGCCUGUCAGCGGGGCGGGCGAGGCGCCGCUGUUCCUGGCGCAGGCGCUGCUGCAGACGGCGCGCGAGGCGGUGCUGGCGAGCGGGCUGCACUACUCGUUUUCAUUCCGCGUGCCGGCGCGCCUCAACCGCUGGGUGGUGCUGCUGCAUUUCGCGGCGGUGCAGCCGGGGUCGCGCGUGGGCGAGCGUGUGUUUGACAUCCACGUGAACGGCGUGAGUGUGAGCAGCUUUGACAUCCUGCGUGAGGCCCACGGGCAGCACAACCGCCUCGUCACGCUGCCUGUCGUCGUCGGCUUCAGCCGGCCUGCCAUUGGGUCGGCGCCCACGCUGGAGGUGCGGCUGGUGGCGUGCAACGGCAGCAGGCUCAGCCCCCUCAUCAGCAGCAUCGAGGUCAUUGAAGUCGUGCGCGCCAACGUCCCCCGUGAAAACGUCGUCUCCGUCGUGCUCUCUUGCAAACCACCCGCUACCCCCCCCCACCCCGCUUUUGCUCUCUCCCUUCCAACAUCAUCCAAAACUGACAUGGGUGCAGAGCUUCAAGCACAGCAGAAGACCGCAGGGUCGCAAGCCGCCCCUGAAUCUGCUCCUUCUCGUUCCAGUCGCACGGGUGUGGUGGCAGGGGCCAUAUGCGGGGCUGGGGCACUGGUAUUCCUCGGCCUCAUGGUGCCACUCUUGCUUCUCUGGCGCCACCAGUACCGACGGCGCCAUGCCAUGCGCUCACAGCUACUGGAGGAAGGUGCCCUGGACUCUGCAGCAGUGCACUUUGAAGAGGGCAUGGAUGCACCUCAAGCACCGGGUGGUGGAGAGGAAGUUGACGCACUUGUGGAUUCAGGGGAGGGGUUGGAGGAUCUUGAUAGAUAA